Moneuplotes crassus is the source of this 1142-nucleotide messenger RNA. NCBI's taxonomy places the organism in Eukaryota, Ciliophora, Spirotrichea, Euplotida, Euplotidae. The record is from the annotation of a GenBank genome assembly.
GUUUAAUCCCUUUGUAUAACUCAAUACAGAUUCAAAAUUAAUAAUGAAGUCUGAAGAACUAGAAAAGAUUUUUAAUAAAAGAAUAAAAGAUAAGGGCUGGUCAAAACUAUUUAAGGACAUUCAGCAUGAAGAUUCUGAAGAAAUAAAGGGCACUUCCUUAUCAAGCUCCAGAAAAUCGGAAGAGUUUGCUAUAUAUGGCCGAGAAAAAGAUAGUCAGAAAAUAGAAAUUUCAGGCUCAGAGAUGUUGACAGAAAAAUUGGAUUCAUUGAUUCAGAUUUAUUGUGAGGUUUCAGGCAUAAGCCAAGAAGAGAUAAUUCUAGAAAUAGCUGAAAGUCUCAGUAAUAAGCAGAAACUAAAACAAAAGCUGAUGGAAGCUUUUAAGGAUAGCUUUAAGAACCUCAAACUCAAUUGGAAUGACAAAAAUGCAAUCCAAAAGUCAGUGGGAUCUUGCAUUAAGAAUAUUCCGAUGUUGCUGAUUAACAUGAAAGGAUUCUAUCCAUCCAGAAACAAAGGAUCUAGGAAUUGAGACUAUCAUUUAGCUGCUUACUUGAGAACUUUUAUGAUUGGCUUUGUCCCAAUAUUUUACUCAGAAACUUGGUCUUAUAAACAAGAUCAAUAUGAGGAAAUUUUCUGAGAGAACAACGACACAAUGAUGGACUUGUUCCUUGACUUUAUUCUGAUAAAAUAUCCCUCAAAGAGGGUAAAGUAUGCAUAUUCUAAAAUACUGUUAAGAUCUCAAAAGUUGGAUGGCAUGCUAUUAAAAUUAAAGGGUAGAAAAGCCACUCAGAAUCGUAUAGAGUUUCAAGCUUUCUGUGCUCAGAAUGCUUCUCUAAAUUUGAUAGCUCAUAAAACUCAGCUUGUCUUGAAAACUCUGAAGCUAAAAGAAAGCCAGCUCGAAAUUAUCGAGGAGCUAUUUUCAAAUAGUAAAACUAUGUGAGCUGAUUUCAAGGACUCCCUUUGUUUUGAGUUGGCUAAGAAUUAAGAGUUGAAGACUCAAUACAAAUGUUCCAAUAUGGCCAUAGCCAAAAAGCACCAAAUUGAUAUGCAGCAAUUAAAAGCUAUCAAAGUUUAUUUUCCAUUCCUAGAAUUCUUUGAACAGACUACUUGCCAGCCAAAAUGUAUAACAUUCAUGGUAAAGUUAG